AUGGAUUGUCCUAAUAGUACUCAACAAGACUCUGGAGAAGCAAAUGAAGAACAGCAAAUUUUGCAAAAUGAAGGAAAGAAAAACUCAAAUAAAAGAGUUUCAUCAAACAUAUCUUCAUCCUUAGCAUCAUCGUCCGAGUCACCAUCAUCAGAAAUGGAGAUACAGUCGUCUGAUAUGAAUACUAGCCAACUGUAUUCAAUGUCCAGUGGCUCGUCAGGCUAUUCAGAUGUGCAGAGUUCAUCGACGGACGCUGGAAUUUCCAGGGAUGAAAUUGCUGAUAAAAAUGGCAACUGUAUUCAACUUAUCAAUGGACUCGUCACGAUGUCAAUGGCAGAUGCAAAACUAUGGUACAAGUUUUUGAAAGUGGGAACAGAAAUGAUUAUCAAUAGAAAUGGAAGGAGAAUGUUUCCAUACGUCGAAUUUUACUUAAGAGGCCUAGAUCCUUUUGGAUUAUAUGACGUCAUUUUUGACAUCAUACCCGCCAGCAACAAAAGCUUUAAGUUUCUCAACAACAAAUGGGUUCCGAUUGCGAGAAAGGAAGAAGAGUAUAAGAAUCAUUCCUUCAAACAUCCGGACUCUCCUCGGAUUGGAUCGGAGUGGAUGACUCGAAAGAUUUCCUUUGAAAAAAUGAAAUUGUCAAACAAACCAAGCACAAAGCCUGGGAUGUUUACGCUUCAUACAUUUCAAAAAUACUUGGUUCGCAUUUCCUUGGUAAAACGUGAAAAAGAUGAUGGGCUCUCCGUUGUUGAAUUUCCUAUUCAGGCCACAACUUUUAUAGCAGUUACUGCUUACAACAACAAAGACGUGACUGUGUUGAAGAUUAACAGCAAUCCGUAUUCAAAAGGAUUUCGUUUUCCGGUGAAAAGACUAACAAAACAAGCCCUUGAACAAAUUGAUUCUAAAGAAUUAAGAAUGAAGACACGUGAGGAUUGCCGGAAAGGUUCAGUGAAUAAUCACAUCAGAAAGGAGGAACCAGCUUUUACACAAUCUCCACUGGAUUUAUCCACCAAUAAAGACAGUCGUAAAUCAAAUCAUGUUUCUGACUCUGAAAACAGUGCUGCAAAUGAUAAGAAAAUGCAAACGGAUGUUACAAUGGCAGACAUGGACUUUCUCUUCUACUUACUUGCAUAUUCCAAUCCAGAGAGACACACUGAGAGGAUUAGACCCUGUUUCUACCACAUUUCUGGACAUUUCCCCAGAGGUUUGUGUGAUCCAGCAACACAAACUGAAAAAGAAAAGGAAGUAUUGUGCACAGUGAAUGACCGUGAACGUGGAAAGCAGGAGGAGAGAUGGAAGGAAUACAAUGCCAGAAUAGAGAGAGAAGGUGAUGAGAUCUUUCUCCCACAGCCGAUCACUCUGAAGCAGAUGAAGAUGAGAUCUUUAUCCCACAGCCGAUCACAUUCAAGGAGAAGGGGUGAUCUUUAUCCCACAGCCGAUCACUCUCAAGCAGAUGAUGAGGUCUUUACCCCACAGCCAAUUACUUUCAUGGAGAAGGUGAUGAGAUCAUAUGUUUGA
Molecule: messenger RNA, 1515 nt
Organism: Saccostrea echinata
Lineage: Eukaryota; Metazoa; Mollusca; Bivalvia; Ostreida; Ostreidae
Product: T-box protein VegT-like
Exons: 9
Coding region: 1-1515 (504 amino acids)
Biological process (GO): positive regulation of DNA-templated transcription; regulation of transcription by RNA polymerase II; cell fate specification
Cellular component (GO): nucleus
Molecular function (GO): RNA polymerase II cis-regulatory region sequence-specific DNA binding; DNA-binding transcription factor activity, RNA polymerase II-specific
Source: RefSeq, a predicted model, not a curated record